Molecule: messenger RNA, 2439 nt
Organism: Anneissia japonica
Lineage: Eukaryota; Metazoa; Echinodermata; Crinoidea; Comatulida; Comatulidae
Product: cytochrome P450 2U1-like
Exons: 4
Coding region: 175-1683 (502 amino acids)
Biological process (GO): xenobiotic metabolic process
Cellular component (GO): intracellular membrane-bounded organelle; cytoplasm
Molecular function (GO): oxidoreductase activity, acting on paired donors, with incorporation or reduction of molecular oxygen, reduced flavin or flavoprotein as one donor, and incorporation of one atom of oxygen; heme binding; iron ion binding
Source: RefSeq, a predicted model, not a curated record
GGGUUACGCAAGUAGCUAAUCGCGGUGUGAAACACAAUAGGCAUACAUUUGGUAAAUAACUUAUUAUUAAAUGAUGCGUACACUGUGAUCGUGGAAGAAGAAACUAUAACUGUACUCAAGGCCUACUUACAUAAUACCAACCAGAUCAGGUGCAUCUUGAUAUCAGUCAUUGAAAUGGAGGUGGUUUACAUCUUUUUGUUCUCUAGAAUCAACAUCCAGACUGUUAUUGCGGGUGUUACAACUUUACUAAUUCUUUUAUAUAUUUCAAGAAACCUGCGACGUAACCUGCCACCCGGACCAUGGGGCUUACCGGUAGUUGGAAUCCUUCCUUUCAUUGGACAACAACCACAAAGCUCUCUGAAAAAGUAUGCUCAUAAAUACGGACCUGUAUUUUCGGCGUACCUUGGAAACAUACUAGUAGUGUUUGUCAACGAUUAUAAAUCUAUGAAGCAAAUGUUUGUAAAAUCGGGAGACACGUUUAAUGAUCGUCCGAAACUUGUUAUAAUUGACAAAAUAAGUUGUGGCAAAGGUUUGAUAACUGGAUACCUACACCAAAACUUGAAAGAAAAAAGAAGGUUUACUGUGAAACUGCUGAGAAGCUUUGGAAUGGGUAAAUCCAGUUUUGAAAGCAGGAUUAUUACCGAAAUUGACUAUUUUAAGUCUAAACUAAUACAAGAGGCAACGUCCUCAGCAGGGUACGAUCCAAAGCAUAUAAUUGAAAAUGCCGUAUCCAACAUUACGUGCGGAAUCUUAUUUGGAAAGAGAUAUGAGUAUGACGAUCCUGAAUUUAAAAGAUUUCUAACCAUACUUUAUACAAAUCUGGAACAUAGUUCACAGGCUGGAGCUCUGACCUUUAUGCCGUUCAUGAGAUUUAUCCCAGGAAGCAAUUGGAAAAGGAUCCUAAAGAAUGUAGACAUUUUCUUGAACGAAUUCAUUAAAUUUGAAUUUGAAGAACAUGCAAACACUCUUGACGUCAGCAAGCCACGUGAUUUCAUUGACGAGUUUCUGAAAGCUCAAUUGGAACUACAGAGCGGUGAUGAAAAUGUUGAUGCGUUUGAUGACGAAUCAGCAACGCACAUUGUCGCAGAUCUCGUGCUCGCCGGAACAGAAACGACAGCAACAACCUUAAAAUGGGCAUUGCUGUACUUAGCUCUUAACCCAGAAAUACAGGCCAAGGUACACCAAGAAUUGGAUUCAGUAACUGGCAGGGGACAGCUUCCAACUUUGAAAGAUCAACCGAAGCUUGUGUACUGUGAGGCUGUAAUGAUGGAAGUCACACGCAUCCGACCUGCAGUUCCACUCGGAGUGGUGCAUGGUACUACAAAUGACACUAUAUAUGAGGGGUAUUUCAUACCGAAGGGUACAACAGUAGUUCCAAAUAUUUGGGCAGUGUUGCAUGAUGAAAUUACCUGGCCGGAAUCAGAAGAAUUUAGACCUGAAAGAUUCAUUGAUGACAAGGGUACACUGAUCAAAUACGAAGAAUUAAUUCCAUUCUCUAUCGGCCGCCGUUCCUGCCUCGGAGAGCAACUAGCCCGGAUGGAAAUGUAUCUGUUUUUUACUCAUCUACUGCAUCAUUUCCAGUUUACAUUACCAACGGACGAACUAAAGCCAUCCACUCAUCCGCACGUUGGAGCAACGUUGACUCCGAGGCCAUACGAAUUGAUAAUUACAAAAAGAACAUAGAUAUCAUAUAAUAAUGAUUUAGUAGACCCUAUAUCCUGGCAUUGCCAUACUAGGCCAUAAGGCCUAGAUAAUAAUUACUGUACACAAUAUUAUAUACAAAUGUUCAAAAGAACAAAGGAGUGUGAUAGGCCUUCCUUCCCUUCAAAGUACAGUAUGACAAACAUUUGAUCAGUCUUCUUGCUGACUUAAAGAGGCCCUUCUUUUAUAACAAUUUAAAAUAUACAGAUAUAAAAAUCCUAAAUACAAUAAAAUAAGAUAUAAGAAAAAUUUUAAAUAUUCUAUACUUAAAAUCAUUGAAAUUGCAAGAAUCAAAAUAAUGUUCCAUAAUAAAAAUAAUAGUCCAUCAUUGUAAGCAUAGCUAUAUCCGUUUCACUGUUGACGAAAUACUUUUUUUUUUUAAUUUCAUUUUUUUUAUUCAGAAAUCAGUACAAGUACAACAUUUUGGAAGCAACUUAAAAUAAAAUUAAUAAUGUGACAACAGGGAAGUAGAACAAAAACAUUGGAAAAUACCCAUUUUAAACAAAAAAAAAUGUUAUGGCCUAAAAUUCUGUGAAUAAUUUUAUAUUGCAGAUACCUUAAUCUACUGUCCUUUGUGCACGAGAAAGGGAUACUAUUUAUGAAUGACCAAUCUUUUUCAUCAUAGACCUUAUUUAAAUCUUUUUCCCAUUUUCUCUAUGCUAAAAGGAACAUUCUUUAAUUAUAAAUUCUCUUGCUUCCUUUCCUAUCUUUUAAAAUAAAGUUUAGAUUAAAGGGUAA